AUGGUAUACGAAAAGUGUUGUGUUGGUGGUUGCAAUACAACACGUGAAACGCACCGGCUUUUCAGAUUCCCUAGGAACGAUAAUUUAAGGAACUUGUGGAUGGCUUUCAUAGUGCCGACAAAUCCCCAGCUCAUUGUACUUUCCAAAGAACAGUUACUUAACAAACGUGUCUGUGAAAAACAUUUUGAUGUAUUUCAGUUCGGCAAUGAAGGCAGAAGACUUCAAUACUCUUACCCGUCCUUGCUUACUGACAAUGAAAUAGCUCAUGGUGUGCCUCUGACUGCAACUGGAUGGGAUGUCACAACUGAACAUAAUUACUGUAAAGAGCAAAAUGAAGAUGAUUUCACAGAAGCUGUGUUAGUGGUUAGAAAGCCUGAUGGAUCAGUUAACGACCACGAGAAUCGCGCCACCAUCGACCUGCAGCGCAAGGUCCCGCACAAUGACACUACACCCACACAAAUUGGGAUAAACCCUGUUGGAUUCAGAUGCUUAUCAUGGAACGAUCUCCAAGUGAAAGUACCAACACCAAGGAGAUAA
Molecule: messenger RNA, 537 nt
Organism: Parnassius apollo (apollo)
Lineage: Eukaryota; Metazoa; Arthropoda; Insecta; Lepidoptera; Papilionidae
Source: the annotation of a GenBank genome assembly